UCCGCGCCGGGGAUGCGCGCCCUCGGCCCCGCGGCUCCUCCCGGCUGGGCGCGGGCGAUGGAGCUGAGCAUGAGGAAGUUCACGGUGCGCCGGUUCUUCUCCGUGUACCUGCGCAGGAAGUCGCGCUCCAAGAGCUCCAGCCUCAGUCGGCUCGAGGAGGAGGGCGUGGUCAAGGAGAUCGACAUCAGCCACCACGUGAAGGACGGCUGCGAGAAGGCCGACCCCUCCCAGUUUGAGCUGCUGAAGGUCUUGGGACAAGGGUCCUACGGGAAGGUGUUCCUGGUACGCAAGGCCGUGGGGCCGGACGCCGGGCAGCUGUACGCCAUGAAGGUGCUGAAGAAGGCCACGCUGAAAGUCCGGGACCGCGUCCGGUCGAAGAUGGAGAGAGACAUCUUGGCGGAGGUGAACCACCCCUUCAUCGUGAAGCUGCACUACGCCUUCCAGACGGAGGGGAAGCUCUACCUGAUCCUGGACUUCCUGCGGGGAGGGGACCUCUUCACCCGGCUCUCCAAGGAGGUGAUGUUCACGGAGGAGGACGUCAAGUUCUACCUGGCGGAGCUGGCCCUGGCGCUGGACCACCUGCACGGCCUGGGCAUCAUCUACCGAGACCUGAAGCCCGAGAACAUCCUCCUGGACGAAGAGGGCCACAUCAAGGUCACAGACUUCGGGCUGAGCAAGGAGGCCAUCGACCACGACGCGCGCGCCUACUCGUUCUGCGGGACCAUCGAGUACAUGGCGCCCGAGGUGGUGAACCGGCGCGGCCACACGCAGAGCGCCGACUGGUGGUCCUUCGGCGUGCUCAUGUUCGAGAUGCUCACGGGGUCCCUGCCGUUCCAGGGCAAGGACAGGAAGGAGACCAUGAGCCUCAUCCUCAAGGCCAAGCUGGGCAUGCCUCAGUUCCUCAGCCCGGAGGCGCAGAGCCUGCUGCGAGCGCUCUUCAAGCGGAACCCGUGCAACCGGCUGGGUGCGGGCAGUGACGGCGUGGAGGAGAUCAAGCGCCACCCGUUCUUCGUCACCGUGGACUGGAACAAGCUGUACCGGAAGGACAUCAAGCCGCCCUUCAAGCCCGCCGUGGGCCGGCCCGAGGACACAUUCCACUUCGACCCCGAGUUCACAGCCCGGACGCCCACAGACUCGCCGGGCGUGCCCCCCAGCGCCAACUCGCACCAGCUGUUCCGCGGCUUCAGUUUCGUGGCCUCCAGCCUGGCCCAGGAGCCCCCGCAGCAGGACCCGCACCGAGCGGCCGUGCACCCCAUCGUGCAGCAGCUGCACGGGGACAACGUCCACUUCUCCGACGGCUACGAGGUCAAGGAGGACAUCGGGGUGGGCUCCUACUCCGUGUGCAAGCGGUGCGUGCACAGAGCCACGGACGCCGAGUACGCCGUGAAGAUCAUCGACAAGAGCAGGAGGGACCCCUCGGAGGAGAUCGAGAUCCUGCUGCGGUACGGCCAGCACCCCAACAUCAUCACCCUCAAGGACGUCUACGACGAGGGGCAGUUCGUGUACCUGGUGACGGAGCUGAUGCGCGGCGGGGAGCUGCUGGACCGCAUCCUGCGGCAGCGCUGCUUCUCGGAGCGCGAGGCCAGCGCCGUGCUGUGCACCAUCGCCCGGACCAUGGACUACCUGCACUCGCAGGGGGUUGUGCACCGGGACCUGAAGCCGAGCAACAUCCUGUACGUGGACGAGUCCGGGAACCCCGAGUCCAUCCGGAUCUGCGACUUCGGGUUCGCCAAGCAGCUGCGCGCCGAGAACGGGCUGCUGAUGACGCCCUGCUACACGGCCAACUUCGUGGCCCCCGAGGUCCUAAAGCGGCAAGGCUACGACGCGGCGUGCGACAUCUGGAGCCUGGGCAUCCUGCUGUACACCAUGCUGGCGGGAUUCACCCCGUUUGCUAACGGGCCGGACGACACCCCGGAGGAGAUCCUGGCGCGGAUCGGCAGCGGGCAGUACGCGCUCUCCGGGGGGAACUGGGACUCCGUCUCGGAGGCGGCCAAGGACGUGGUGUCCCAGAUGCUCCACGUGGACCCGCAGCAGCGCCUGACGGCACUCCAGGUCCUCAAACACCCCUGGGUUGUGAACCGAGAGCACCUGCCCCAGAGCCAGCUCAGCCGGCAGGACGUCCACCUGGUGAAGGGCGCCAUGGCCGCCACCUACUUUGCCCUGCACAGGACGCCCCAGGCCCCGCGGCUGGAGCCCGUGCUGUCGUCCAGCCUGGCCCAGCGCAGGGGCAUGAAGAGACUCACGUCCACGCGGCUGUAGCCGGCAGGACCCGCCGCCUGGGGCCCGGGCACGGUGGCCGGGCCCGCGUUUCCCCUUCAGCCGAGAGGGUCCGAGGGCGCCCUGCCCCGCCUCGCUCUGCCGCCUGCCGCCUCCUGUCGCCGCUGCACGCGAAGGCCUUCCCCACGUGGCCCCUGCUCGGCGUGCCAGGAGGCCCCGGGUUAGACGGGAGGAGGCGGCCACGGCAGCGCCUCCCUGGAGGGGCCGGCGUCGAGGGCCGGUGGCCGGCGGCUGAAGGUGACGGAGGGCACGGGCACAGGAGCAGAGCCGCCCCGACGACGACGCAAAGAGCCCUCAUCUCGCCGCCCCACGUGUGUGACAGGCCCGCUGUGUCCUCGCAGAGAGCCGAGCGGGAGGCGCCCCCAGAGCCGCUGGGGCUCGGCCUUGGUGCCCUCGGCGCCCGGGAAGGAGCCAGCAGGCGCCUGUGCGCCCGCCCCGCCUCUGGACGGCAGCGGCCCCGGGGCUGGGCGGCCCCGGGCGGAGGGCCCGCUUGCUCGGCUUGCUCCCUCCCCUGCCCCCGGAGAAACGGUGACCUCGGGCCCUGAGCGCGGCCUCUGUCGCCCGGGGGUCGGGGCACGGCCGGGGAUGCCCUGGCGGAGGCUGACUGUGUCUGCGCCUGCUGCAGGGCCUGUCCUUGGCGGCCAGUGAGUCCGUGUGUCCCCGGGGCCGCAGGCGCUCGGGCUGGGCCCCUUCAUUAAUAAAAUCCCGACCGCACCGCCCGGGGCUGGAGGAGGCGGCGCCUGUGUCCUGUCUCCUCCAGCUCGUGCCCACCCAGGGAGCCACCCCACCGGGCGGAGGAAGGCUGUCACUUGUC
Eptesicus fuscus (big brown bat) is the source of this 3091-nucleotide messenger RNA. RefSeq names its product ribosomal protein S6 kinase A2 (gene RPS6KA2). Gene Ontology annotation, molecular function: ATP binding; ribosomal protein S6 kinase activity; magnesium ion binding. Gene Ontology annotation, biological process: protein phosphorylation; intracellular signal transduction. The transcript is spliced from 21 exons. Lineage: Eukaryota; Metazoa; Chordata; Mammalia; Chiroptera; Vespertilionidae. Bases 13 to 2259 code for a protein of 748 amino acids. The record is from RefSeq and is a predicted model, not a curated record.